Molecule: messenger RNA, 3157 nt
Organism: Rhopilema esculentum
Lineage: Eukaryota; Metazoa; Cnidaria; Scyphozoa; Rhizostomeae; Rhizostomatidae
Product: double zinc ribbon and ankyrin repeat-containing protein 1
Molecular function (GO): protein binding
Source: RefSeq, a predicted model, not a curated record
CAUUUUGACAACGUAGAAGCAAGAUGUUGAGAUGUUUCAACGAUGAUAGAGCGGGAUAGAUAUUGAUAUUAAGUCCUGUUUUAUUUAACCAUUGAUAAGAUAAAAGUAGUUAAAAACUUUGCAAGAAGAAUCAUCGACUGAAGUUUGGUUCAGUGGAGCUGGUAUAAGAAAAGAUGUCAGCUGGAAUGGUUUCCGUGCCUACUAUCGUUCCAUUGAAAGCCCCUGGAACAGGUCGAAAAUGGGAGAUUGACACAAAAACACCCAUCGAAAUGUCAAGCAGCACCAAAGAUACCAUUAUUUACUACACUGCCGACGGCAGCAAACCAGAGCCAUUUAAGAAAAUCGGCCAAAACUCGACAUACAAAUAUACGAAGCCAAUUUACCUUGGAGUAGGAAAAAUCACACUAAAAGCCAUGGCUGUGUUGAGUGACAGGUCGAAGGAAAGCAGCGUAAACACAAAAAUGUUCCAGAUUCGCGAAGCACAAUACGAAAUUGUAGAAGACGAAGAUGACAAUGAUGAUUUUGAAGUUGAUGAGGAUGAAUAUGAAAGUAGGGAACAGUAUCAGUCAUUAAGGCAAUCGUUUGAAAACAGCAAAAUAAAUGAAAAUGACUUUGGAUGGGGAACUAAAACAAACUUUGGGUCUACAUACGGAAAUCGUGCAUGGAAAAAAGAUACCAAAGAUUUUGCUGCAAAGGGUACGCAUAAUAAUCUAUUAGAACAAAUAUGCUUUUCUGGAGAGGAUGAUUUUAGGGCAAUGAAAUCUAAAGAGUUUUCAAAAGCAGAAGACAGUGGUGUGCGUAAAGUUUUAAAUGGGCUUGAGUUGCAGAAAACACAGUUUUCUGUUAGAGAUGAAGGAAAAUUUGAUUAUGAUAUGAUGGGAUCCAAUUUUGCUUACCCAAGGACAGCAAUGCCUCCUAAGAGUGGUGUUACAGCAAAAUAUACUGAUGAUGAAUUUAAUCUGGCCAGAUGCCUUUACUGUCAUGCAGUUAGGCCUGCAGACCCAUAUGCAAGAUUCUGCAUUGAAUGUGCAGCUGCAUUGCCCCCAGUUCCAAAUAGAAGAUCUGUUCCUCAAGAUGAGCAAUCAUCUGUGACCUGUCCACUCUGUUUUGCAAAUGUCCCAACAAAUUCUGCAACUUGUCCUGUUUGUCAGAAGAAUUUUCAAGAAAAAAUUCAAGAACAUUCAGCAUUGAAUGUUGAAAAAGUAGUUUGCUUGCAAUGUGGAACUUUGUCUCCAUCUGGAAGUCGAAGAUGUGUAGUUUGUGAGAGUUUGCUACCAGUUCAAAAAGUGUUUACCCAGCAUGUUGUAAACAAACCACCACAGCCAAGCAGAGAAUCCUUCUUGCAAUGUUCAAAAUGUGGACGAGUAAACAGCAUUGAUGCAAGAUUUUGUGACUGGUGUGGGGCAAAGCCAUUGCCAUCCAGCUCUGUUGUUACUUGCAUCACAUGCAGAACUAACAAUCAACCAUAUGCCAAAUACUGUGCUGCAUGUGGCCACAAUAUUGCUCCUCCAGCACGUCCAGAUUAUAGUUCCCUGUACCCAAACCAAAGAAGUGUUCCAAAGACAUCAACUUUUGUGCCAUAUUCUGGAGACCACGCAAAAUGGAUUUCUCUUUCAGCACCAUUGCCAAAAGCAGAUCAAAAGACAUAUGGGACUCAAACAACUGGGAUUUACUUUCCAUCUUCAAGAACUAUUGAUGCACAAUGUAAAGAUGAAGAAGGCAGUAGUAAACCUAAAAGACCCUUGAGUGCAAUGAGUCCUGGAAAAGGCUAUUGGCGACAACAAAUUGACCAUGUGUCCCAGCAUUUGAAAAUCUUUACACAAAAUAACAUCGAAUUCAGAGAUUCUAUAAGUCAUUUAAAAAUUGGUAAAUUGUUGGGAGCAAUCGCUCAGGAGGAACUUAAUGGACAGGAGCUAUGCAUAACCUUGUCUUUCAGCUUGAGAAAUAAAGAUAAGCAUACUCUUAAUGCAACCGCUAAGGCUGUGCAGCAUGGUGCUGCUUUUAUUAAUGCAUUGAAAAAUUCAAAGAACUCCAAAAUAACUAGAGGCGAUUCAGAAACUAAAAAGAAAAAGAUAAAGAAGAAGGGAAAGAAACAUAUGAUAUCAAAGGAUGCAAAACUGUCUGCAGAAACAGUAAAACUUUUCAAAAUGUUGUCAGAUGUUUCUGAAGUGGAAAUUGAUAUGAUAAAUGAAUUAAUAGAUUCUGGAUGUGAUGUGAAUGCUGUGAAUUCAGAAGGCUUUACACCUUUGAAACAAGCAGUUGAAAGUAAACACACUGGCUGUAUUCAAGUCCUUGUUGAUGCUGGUGCAAAUGUUGAUGCUAAGUCAGGCCCCAAAGGAAAUACAGCACUUCAUGAGGCAGUGAGAUUAGGUUUGGAUGGAACUGAUGCUGUAGAAAAGCUUCUUGAUGUUGGUGCAGAUCAAGAUACAGUUAAUGAUGCUGGGCAAACUCCUUAUGACCUUGCAUUGAAAAGUGGGAUUGAUAGCAUUAUUACCAAGUUUACUGCAAAACUAGGACAGGAUUUACUGAGUCAAACUAUUAGUUAACUAACAUUUGUAAUUCAUGUCUCUGUGAGAACAGAGGAUUUUUUCAAAUUUCUAGCAUUUUUCAUAUAAUUGUGUAAUCAUAAAUUGAUAUGCAAGUUAAAAGCUAUUUUGCACAAAUUUAUAUGCAAAUUAAAAGCUAUUUUGAAGAUAUUUAAACAUUUGAUAGACCAGUGGUGGUGCCAGGGGAGGGCUAGGGGGGCUACAGCCCCUCUGUCAGAAGCAUCUAGCCCCCCCCCCCAUCGGAGGAAAUUUUAGGUUAUUGUCGGAGCAAAUUUGACAAAAUAACGUACAAAAACUGCUUAUUUUAGUCGUUUUAGCCCCCUGUCGGAAGCUCCAACCCCUCUGUCGGAAGAUUUCUGGCACCACCUCUGUGAUAGACAGCACAGAGUUAAAUUGAGGCAGUAUUGUUUGCAGAUAGCACUAGUACUCUCACUUCUUCAUUAAUCACCGUCAAACUGCUAUGUAAUGUUCUUGCAAAUAUUAUACCUUCUUCUUUAUAUUUAAUCAAAUAUUAUACCAGAUCUUUAUAUUUAAUGACAUCAAUAGCAAGGUCUCUUUUGGAUGUACAUGAUAUUCUAUAAUUUAAUAUUAUAUUUUUUCCAAUUAUAGAA